ACUUUCAAGCGCAGUCGGUCUUCGGCAGUCAGCGUGCGGCGUGUGUCCCCCAUCCGUCCGGUGACCUGCUCACUUUGUCUUUCGGGUCUGCCUCUGUUUCGCAGCUGUCAUCAUGUCCCGUUGUCUCGGCUUGGCCCGGUUCGUCCUCGGUUCUUCUCACAGGACCGGUUUUCGGUCAACGUCUUGUGCGCGAGGGCUAAGCAGCCUAACGGUCCCCGGAGAUUUUCAAGUUAGACAGCAGCCGAGGAGGAGCCACCAGCCCGUUGUGUGGAGGAAUCAGUGGUCCUCCCUGGGCUUCAGCCAGCAGUCUUACUACAGCACUCAGGAAGUGGAAAAAGAGCCAGAGGAGGAGCCUCUACACACCAUCAUCACUGAUACAGAGUCUGUGGAAGGUAGUUUCUCUAAACAUGAAUUUCAGGCUGAAACAAAGAAACUUCUGGACAUAGUUGCCAGAUCUUUGUACUCAGAGAAAGAGGUUUUUAUCAGGGAGCUGAUCUCUAACGGGAGCGACGCCCUGGAAAAGCUGCGGCACAAAAUGAUCACAGCCGGCGGGGAAACGGCUCCGAUGGAAAUUCACCUGCAGACUGACGGGGCUAAAGGAACGUUUACCAUUCAGGAUACAGGAGUUGGUAUGAACCAGGAGGAGCUGGUGGCCAACCUGGGUACUAUCGCCCGCUCUGGAUCCAAGGCAUUUUUAGACGCGCUGCAGAACCAGACAGAAGCCAGCAGCACCAUCAUUGGUCAGUUUGGUGUGGGUUUCUACUCCGCCUUCAUGGUGGCUGACCGUGUGGAUGUCUACUCCCGCUCUGCAGAGCCGGACGCCCCCGGAUAUAAGUGGUCCUCUGAUGGCUCUGGGGUGUUUGAGAUUGCUGAAGCCAGCGGUGUUCAACAGGGAACAAAGAUCGUGCUGCACCUCAAAGACGACUGCAAGGAGUUUUCCUCUGAGGACAGAGUUAAAGAGGUUGUGACAAAGUACAGCAACUUUGUUAGCUUCCCCAUCUUCCUGAACGGACGGAGGCUCAACACUCUGCAGGCCUUGUGGAUGAUGGAGCCUAAAGAAAUCAGCGACUGGCAGCACGAGGAGUUCUACCGCUACAUCGCCCAGGCCUACGACCGGCCGCGCUACACGCUGCACUACCGCGCCGACGCCCCGCUCAACAUCCGGAGCAUCUUUUACGUCCCCGACGCGAAGCCGACCAUGUUCGACGUGAGCAGGGAGAUGGGCUCCAGCGUGGCUCUGUACAGCAGAAAGGUUCUGAUCCAGACCAAAGCCACCGACAUCCUGCCCAAGUGGCUGCGCUUCCUCCGAGGCGUGGUGGACAGCGAAGACAUCCCUCUGAACCUGAGCAGGGAGCUGCUGCAGGAGAGCGCCCUCAUCAGGAAGCUUCGCGAUGUUCUGCAGCAGCGGGUGAUCCGCUUCCUGCUGGACCAAAGCAAGAAGGAUCCGGAGAAAUACAACACGUUCUUUGAGGACUACGGGCUCUUCAUGAGGGAGGGCAUCGUUACCACGCAGGAGCAGGACGUAAAGGAGGACAUCGCAAAGCUGCUGAGGUUCGAGUCGUCGGCUUUGCCGGCCGGCCAGCACACCAACCUGAUGGAGUACGGCUCCCGCAUGAAGGCCGGCACGCGCAACAUCUACUACCUGUGCGCCCCGAACCGGCAUCUGGCAGAGCACUCGCCUUACUUUGAGGCCAUGAAACAGAAAGACAUGGAGGUCCUGUUCUGCUACGAGCAGUUUGACGAGCUCACCCUGCUCCACCUGCGGGAGUUCGACAAGAAGAAGCUGAUCUCCGUCGAGACCGACAUCGUGGUGGAUCACUACAAGGAGGAGAAGUUCGAGGACAGCAAGCCAGCAUCCGAGCGGCUGACGCAGGAGCAGGCGGAUGACCUGAUGGCCUGGAUGAAGAACGCCUUGGGCCCCAGAGUCACCAACAUUAAGCUGACUCCUCGGCUCGACACUCAUCCCGCCAUGAUCACGGUGCUGGAAAUGGGCGCGGCCCGCCACUUCCUCCGCACCCAGCAGCUGGCCCGCACCGCCGAGGAGAGGGCCCAGAUCCUGCAGCCCACGCUGGAGAUCAACGCUGGACACGAUCUGAUCAAGAAGCUGCACUCUCUGAAGGACACAAACUCUGAACUGGCUGGACUGUUACUGGAACAGAUCUACGACAACGCCAUGAUUGCUGCCGGCUUGAACGACGACCCACGGCCGAUGAUCGCCCGCCUCAACGAGCUCCUGGCCAAAGCGCUGGAGAAGCACUGACGGCUCUCAGACCGAUUUCAGGUCGGAUGUCAGAGGCUCGACGGAGGACUAGAGUUGUCUGGGAGAACCGUACAGAGCCGUUGGAGUGCUUUGUUGCUGCACGAAACCGAGCUACUGGACGCUUCUCCAUCCGGUUCUGUGGUGUUAGAUGUUUCAUCCAUACUAAGUUUGAAGACAAACUCCCUGGUUUAUAUCUGAUGGACUCACAUUCCAUUAAUGUCUGGGUAUAUGAAAGUUUUAAAGUCUCCAAACAUUUCAUAAUCCUGAAAACUGCAUAUAGACCUGGGGAGUGAUGGUACCUCAGUUGUCCAAAAAAAGCUGUUUAUCUAUUUAAGUGGAAAUCACAAACUCUGAAAUAAAGAUAACCCAGAAAUCUUGGAAAAAAACAACUUUACUGCAUUCAAACCGUCUCUGCUGUGACCACCAACAACGCCUCAUCCUGCAUUCAGUCUGCCAGACACAGCGAAGUAGUUCCCAGCAGCUUUGGGCUCGGCGUCCCAGCGCCGUCAGUCCACUUUAACCACGCCGAGGCGGUUCUGAUCCAUUACGCUCCACAGAGCCGGCUUCCUCUCCCCCCUGGUGAGCCGUUCCUCAGUUCUCACCUCCUGACUGGCCGAGAGCAUCUGAUCCAGUCCGCCGACAUCGUCAAGACAUCUUGUCGAUGUUAGCCAAGAAGCGCUGGGCCCACCAUUCAUCCAGAUCUAUGGGCACGAAGCCUGGAAAGCAGGAAACAAGGACGUGGAACAUCUGUGUAAAAUAAAGUCUGACAACAGUGUGGGAUUUGUUCUAAAAACA
Fundulus heteroclitus (mummichog) is the source of this 3055-nucleotide messenger RNA. RefSeq names its product TNF receptor-associated protein 1 (gene trap1). The coding region runs from base 113 to 2260 and encodes 715 amino acids. The transcript has 18 exons. Gene Ontology annotation, cellular component: mitochondrial inner membrane. Gene Ontology annotation, molecular function: ATP binding; ATP hydrolysis activity; ATP-dependent protein folding chaperone. Gene Ontology annotation, biological process: protein folding. The record is from RefSeq and is a predicted model, not a curated record. Lineage: Eukaryota; Metazoa; Chordata; Actinopteri; Cyprinodontiformes; Fundulidae.